ACAUUUGCCUGACGUUUGUUUUCAUAAACUUGUCAAAGUUUAUCGCUUACACAUUUUAAUUACGUAUUUCUUUGUUAUUAUUAUCGAACAAUUAAAUAAGGGCAAUUAAAAAUUACUUAAUGCAUUUCAUUAAACAGGAACUUGUGUAAACGGAGUUCAUUUCCUUUGUUAUUAUCAACAAUACCAUUGUAUCUUAAUAUUUUGAAAAAAUGUACGCCCCUCGGGAAGAGUCAGUUAAUAAUAGCGACAGUGACAGUGAUAGCAACUACGAAGAUGAGGACGAAUUAACAAGAAUUCUUCCACCCGAAGUGGAGGACGCUACGACUUGUUUAAAAGCCCGACAUGUACUAGGAAUAAUGGGUUUUUUAGGAUUUGCUAACGUCUACGCUAUGAGAGUAAAUUUGUCAGUGGCUAUCGUUGCGAUGGUUAACAAUACGGCAUUCCCACAACCACCUAGUAAUAACUCAUUCGAAACAUGUCCUGGACCCAAUAUAAACAAUGCGACUACUCCAGACAAUGGAGAAUUUGUGUGGGACGAGAAAACGCAAGGAUUAGUUUUGGGCUCCUUCUUUUAUGGUUACGUCCUAACGCAAGUACCAGGGGGGCGACUCGCGGAGUUAUUCGGAGGUAAAUUGGUAUAUGGUAUAGGAGUUCUGGUAACUGCUGUCUUUACACUACUCAGUCCUGUCGCUGCUAGGAUAAAUUUCCCGCUAUUUAUCAUAGUUAGGAUUCUGGAGGGUAUGGGAGAGGGCGUAACGUUUCCUUCUAUGCACGCGAUGUUGGCUAGGUGGAUUCCACCGUUGGAACGAAGCAAAUUUGGUGCUUAUGUGUACGCGGGUACUAAUUUCGGUACAAUAUUAUCUUUGCCAUUGUCGGGGUGGUUGUGUUCACUGGAGUAUGACGGCGGUUGGCCCCUUUCCUUUUACUUGUUUGGUGUUAUCGGAAUAAUUUGGUUCGUCUUCUGGAUGUUCUUGAUAUAUGACACACCGACAACUCACCCCAGGAUCGAUCCCCAAGAAAAAGCGUUCAUCUUGGCCAGCAUAGGUCCGCAGGAUGAAGACGAAAAGGCGCCUAUACCUUGGAUGAACAUGCUGAAGUGCGUUCCGCUCUGGGCGAUACUGAUCACGCAGUGCGGCAAUUCGUGGGCCUUCUACACCCAGCUAACGGAGUUGCCUACUUAUAUGGCUCAAAUAUUACAUUUCGACAUCCAGUCGAACGCCUUAUUAUCGGCGGUUCCAUAUCUGACUAGUUGGUGGUGUGGUAUUCUAACCAGUAUCAUUGCAGAUUGGCUUCUCAGCAAAGGAUAUUUGUCGCUAUCGACGUCGUAUAAGAUUUUCAAUUCUAUAGCUUCGAUCGUACCCUCGUUGGGAAUCUUGGGAGUGGCGUACGUCGGUUGCGAUAAAGUGGCGGCCCAGUUACUGCUCGCCCUGCCGGGAGCUUUCGCGGGGGCCGUCUACGCCGGGAAUCAGAUGAACCACAUAGCCCUGAGUCCCAAAUACGCCGGGACGAUGUACGGCAUCACGAACGCCGCAGCGAAUAUGUGCGGGUUCUUGGCCCCGUAUGUCAUAGGAUUGAUCAUUGAAGGCAGGGAGACUUUAGGGCAGUGGAGGAUGGUUUUCUACUUGGCGGCCGGGAUAAACAUCGGGGCGAACCUGUUUUACGUGGCAUUCGCCAGUGCGAGGGAACAGCCCUGGUCGAGAUCGCAGAGGCUAAGUACCGUCAACUGACAGGCGCUUUAUCUGGCGAUGCUCGUCGAUGCCUAGUGAAUUAUUACUGUAAGAUAGUUAGGUAAGCAAGGUUUAGACGAUAUUUACCGUUUAAGGCGAAAAUUGUGAUCGUGUUUAUUUUUUUAUUAUAUUUAGGUAAGUUUUAUCUAUGACAGUGGUGGCUUGUUAGUGGGGGCCGAGGGAAAUAUUAUUUUCGGUUUUUUUGCAGCCGUUGUAAAAUUUAAGUAUUUCUAUAUGAUAAAUAAUUGUUUUUUUUUGGUGAUCGAGUAAUUUUCGCUUUUUUUGUGCGAUGCAAACAGUGCAAGAUAUGUGAUAUACGGUUACAUUUGAAUAUUUUAACGACAAAGCGUUUAAGUUGUGUUAUGCUAAUAGGCCACCCUGUGUGUUAGCAGUUUUAUCCUUAGCUUUAAUACGGGGUGUAUACCAAUAUGAAAAACCGACAAAACCAGGAAUUAUUAUGAAAUUUUAUAGAUCUGGGAAUAUCCGAGGAUUUUUCAAAUUUUCCUCAAUUUUUUUUUAAAUGUAAUCGGCCCUUAUUUACCAGGUGGUAGAUGUCACUAGAUUAUUGUGUUAAUAUAUCUCCAGUUUUAUUAUAUUCAGGUCACUUUCUACCUUUUAUAAGAUGUAAUGAAUCUUAGAAAAAUUUUCUUAUUUUUCUUCAUGUGAAUAUUUCUGGAAAAAUCACUAAAUAUUAAUUUACUUUUUGGUCAAAAUUUGGUAUAUGCCCUGUCAAUACGUAAAAAAUUAUACUAAAAUAACGAAUAAUUUAUUUUCAACUUUCUCUUUGUUUUGUUUUACAUUUCUUUUACCUCUCUAUUAUUCCUUAAGCAAGUAUAUUUUGUGCGAAACGGCUAGUGAGAUUACAUGUGAAAAUGUUGUGAAAAAUUUACCCUUCAAAAAGGUGCUAGCGAUAAAUUUUUCACAAAGAAAAUAUAUAUCUGCACAUAGAUAUUUAUUUAUAAAUAAAUGUAUAGAGAUCAAUUAUAAAGCAACCUUUAUUUACAAAUGUUUUUUUUUUGGGACUAGUAUUUUCCUUAAAUUGUUCGUAAAAGCGUAGCGUUUGGUAUUUUGCUAUGUUUCGAUGAAUUAUAGUGGAAUCCCAAAUAAGACAGGAUACACCAGUUGGCACAGAUAGAUGUUAUGAAACGAUAAAUUAUUUGUGGUUAGUCAAAUGUAUGAAUACGUUUUAGUGAGUACAGUCCUUAAUAAUUAUAAUCUUAUGUAUUUAUAACAUCUAGUGGAGGAAAUAUGUAAUCCCGAGGUGCUGUGGGCACAUUCCUUAAUUUACAUUCGUAUGUACUGAGAUGAUUAACACAUUCAAAUUUUGAAACAUUUUAAGAAAUUUAUAUUAAAACCAUUACCUAAGCGUAUUUAUUGCUAAAUUUCCUUUAAUAAUAUAUUUUUUUUGGAAUUCUAACGAUUAAAAUGAUUUGAAUAACGUUUAAUCAGCACAUAUCGUCUCGGUACAUAUUUAGGUGCAUUUAUAGAAUCGUUUCAGGUGACCUUCAUGAUUUGUUCUUAAUUUCAAAUGUGCAAACUUUUAACAAGUCAAAUACAUAUAUUUUCAAUAUUU
This is a messenger RNA of Anoplophora glabripennis (Asian longhorned beetle), 3300 nucleotides long. RefSeq names its product putative inorganic phosphate cotransporter (gene MFS10). Lineage: Eukaryota; Metazoa; Arthropoda; Insecta; Coleoptera; Cerambycidae. Gene Ontology annotation, biological process: monoatomic anion transport; transmembrane transport. The transcript is spliced from 9 exons. Gene Ontology annotation, molecular function: transmembrane transporter activity. Bases 210 to 1727 code for a protein of 505 amino acids. The record is from RefSeq and is a predicted model, not a curated record.